Molecule: messenger RNA, 1400 nt
Organism: Colletotrichum phormii
Lineage: Eukaryota; Fungi; Ascomycota; Sordariomycetes; Glomerellales; Glomerellaceae
Product: S-adenosyl-L-methionine-dependent methyltransferase
Exons: 9
Coding region: 105-1205 (366 amino acids)
Molecular function (GO): methyltransferase activity
Source: RefSeq, a predicted model, not a curated record
AACAAUUUGAAGCAAAGAUACAUAACAAUGCGUCUCCCAGCUACGCAUAAACCAAUUCAAGAGAGAAUUGACGUUUGUGCCUGAACCAUUUUUUGCCGCGCACUAUGUCCGACGUCAACCAACCACGCAGCGCUGGGCAGGGUCCAAAAUCGGCUUCGUCCCGGGGUGUUUCUCCCCACAACGCAAACAAUGCACAAACACGAACUACACCCGCUCUAGAUGCCGAAGAGCCCAGCGAAGAUGAUCUUUCAAUCAGAGGCGAAAGUGUCGCGUCAUCAAGUAUCAGUGUGACCAGCUCCGUUCUUCAGUUUCGGACAGAGAAUGGGCGAACAUACCAUGGCUACAAAGACGGCAAAUAUCUCAUGCCCAACGAUGAGAGGGAAAGUGAACGAUUGGACAUUCAACACAACAUGUUCAUCCUCACUUUCGAUAACCAAUUGGGAAGUGCCCCAAUAAACGCGAAAGACACCAAAAUCAAGGCGGAUCGAGUACUUGAUGUCGGCACAGGUACCGGUAUCUGGGCGAUGGAUUUUGCAGAUGAACAUCCAGAAUCCGAGGUUCUCGGUGUUGACCUCUCGCCCAAUCAGCCAACCUUUGUUCCCCCUAACGUGAGAUUCGAGAUUGAUGAUAUCGAGGAGCCGUGGAAUUUCUCGCAACCCUUUGAUUACAUUCACAGUCGUCUGAUGACAGCAUGCAUUGGUGACUGGAAGCAGUACAUACAGAAAUGUUUCGACAACUUGAACCCCAACGGAUAUCUUGAGCUCAACGAAGUCGACUUGUACGGCAAGUCAGACGACGGUACACUCGCCGACGAUUGCGCCAUACACAGGUUCUCAAAGCUGUGGGGCGAAGCGGCGGUCAAAUUUGGGCAUGCAUUCCAGGACAACUCGACUCUUAAGGACCUCAUGACCGAGGCCGGGUUUGUUGACAUCAAAGUGCAGUUAUUCAAGUGGCCUACCAACCCGUGGCCUCAGGAUGCAAAACAUAAAGAGCUUGGGUACUGGAACCUCGAUAACACUAUUGCUGGGCUCGAAGGUUUCAUGCUAGGUCCUUUGACGAGAGCCCAUGACUGGAGCAAAGACGAGGUUACAGUCUUUGCAAUGGAAGUCCGCAACGAGAUGAAGAAUCCGCGCAUUCAUGCUUACCAGACCAUCUGGUCUGUAUACGGUAGAAAGCCUGCUGCGGAGGACGUUGCGGCCAACUGAUUUAUCAAUGGUUAAUUGAAUCUGGACUUGCCUUGUGGUGGUAGGCAAUGUGGUCUAGUGAUGGAGAUGGCUGCUAGGAUAGCAUUUAAUGGAGAGUAGCCAUCACGCGCGUCCAUUCUUCUCAGGACCUGUGUUGACUUGCGUACUCACAUGCUCUUCUAGCCAAGAAUACAAACCAGGAAUGUUUUGAUCUUA